UAAUCCAUUAGAUCUAAUAAUGAAAAUUACAGUUACAACACUGUCGGACGAUAUAUUUGUUUUAGAUGUAUCCGAAGAUUUGGAACUUGAAAAUUUUAAAGCAUUUUGUGAAGUGGAGUCAGGUUUUCCUGCUCCCGAGAUCGUAAUUGCAUUUAAUGGAAGGCCUUUGAUGGAUGAUAAAAAGUCUCUGAAAGAUCAUGGGAUAAGGGAUGGAGAUGUCGUUAUUUUGCAACACAUGCUGCAUACAUCUUCUUCAACACUUUUACAAGGGGGACCAGAAUUGCCUAAUUUCGACUUCAGCUCCAUCCAAAUACCAGGAUCAUCCUUACCGAGAGCAGCUGCGAAUCACAAUAGCUCCAACAAGGAAUCAGGUAGCAGAAACCCUCCUAUCAGUGUUGCACCUGAAGACGACCCAGGGAUGAUUCGGGACAUGUUUUUAGCAAAUCCUGAUCAACUGGCUUUACUCAAACAAAAUAAUCCACGCUUGGCAGACGCCUUGUUGAGUGGAAACUUAGAUACUUUUGCCAAUGUCCUUCGUGAGCAAGUUGCAGCCCGAGCUGAAAGACAACAGCAACGCUUACGAAUGAUGAAUGCUAGUCCUUUUGAUACUGAGGCUCAAAGACUGAUUGCCGAAGAGAUUCGACAGAAAAACAUAGAAGCUAAUAUGGAAGCAGCGAUGGAAUAUAAUCCAGAGACUUUCGGAACUGUUGUUAUGCUGUAUAUUAAUUGCCACGUAAAUGGAUUCCCAGUGAAAGCAUUUAUUGACUCAGGGGCUCAAACGACAAUUAUGUCUGCAUCUUGUGCAGAAAGGUGUAAUAUAAUGAGAUUAGUUGAUAACAGGUGGGCAGGUAUAGCAAAAGGUGUAGGAAUUCAGAAAAUCAUUGGACGCAUACACAUGGUGCAAAUCCAAAUCGAAAGUGAUUUCUUAACGACAUCAUUUUCAGUUUUGGAAGAGCAGCCUAUGGAUAUGUUGUUAGGACUUGACAUGCUGAAAAGACAUCAGUGUACAAUCGAUCUAAAAAGAAACGUUUUACAAAUCGGAACGACUGGUACAGAAACUCCAUUCUUAGCGGAGUCUGAAUUACCAGACUGCGCAAGGUUGUCUGGAGGUGUCGACGACCAGGAAAUGUUAGAUAAGAGCGCUCGGGAGCACGAGCAAAAACAAUUAGAGACUGCACUUGAACAAAGCCGACAAAGUCACGUCAGGAGUUCCCCGACCAGACACUCAACCAGCCACAGCCGCAGCUCGCCCACCAGGGGCUCCCCCGGGGGCGGCAGUCACAGGAGCGCCCCCAGGAACCUCCAAACCCACGACGGAUUCAGCGAAGCCGACGUUCGCGAAUUGGUCAACUUGGGAUUCACCCGAGAACAGGUAUUACACGAACUGAGACGUUUCAACGGGGACAAAACGCAGGCGACGGCCGCCCUUUUCGCCAAAAGCCUCAAAUUCUGACCGAGGAAACGGAUGAAGACGGAGGACUGAUGAUGAAAUGAUAGUAAUAAAUUUUUUUAUGAGAGGAAUAUGAGUUUGGUUAGUUGGUGGUUUAGUUUUCAGGUGGUAAAGGUAAGGGACUA
Ctenocephalides felis (cat flea) is the source of this 1575-nucleotide messenger RNA. Its product is annotated as protein DDI1 homolog 2-like. NCBI's taxonomy places the organism in Eukaryota, Metazoa, Arthropoda, Insecta, Siphonaptera, Pulicidae. Gene Ontology annotation, molecular function: aspartic-type endopeptidase activity; protein binding. The record is from RefSeq and is a predicted model, not a curated record. Gene Ontology annotation, biological process: proteolysis.